Bombyx mori (domestic silkworm) is the source of this 3022-nucleotide messenger RNA. RefSeq lists its product as uncharacterized. The transcript has a single exon. The record is from RefSeq and is a predicted model, not a curated record. Bases 532 to 2544 code for a protein of 670 amino acids. Lineage: Eukaryota; Metazoa; Arthropoda; Insecta; Lepidoptera; Bombycidae.
AUGAGAUUGUGAAUGAAUUAAAGAAUGUAGAAUAGAUAUCGGUCUUUACAAAUACUCAAAAAAGUGUUGAUGCUUUAGUAAAUUACAACCAACCAAACAGAAAUUUUAGACAUUUUAUUUACGCGUAACAAGUAUACUAUCACUGAAAUAGAGUGUAAUAAAUUAAAGUUUGUCACAAACGGGAACGCGGAGGUUGAUAAAAAAGUGUCGUGGUUUGAUGGAAGUGUUUCGUGGUUGAGAAAAACUCGCAAUCUGCAUAAUCAGCUGUCAGUGAGAUAGAUCAUCUGUCCCUGUAAAUAUUAAAUCUACACUUGUAAAGAGACGAUAACACCUAUUGUUUCGGCAUGCGUAUAGCAUGAAGUAAACAGUCACGAUACGAUGUGACCCUGAAGCCGCCAACGACGGCCACCGAGCUAGGGGCAGAUAUGGGGUAAUAACCUAACAGAGGAAGAAAACUGGUAAUGCUACGGCUGGCCUGCCCUGAGGCGACAGCCCGAAUUUUACGACCUGCUCACGAUUAAAAGCUCAACAAUGUCUGGUGACUACCCUUUCGCGACCAAACUAGUGAGUCCCGUGAAGUGCAACGAGAAACCAUGGGACUUGUGGGUGAGCGAAAUAGGACACCUGUCCCCUCGACGGGACGACGACGCCGCGCCAGGCUCAGACGUGAAAAGCUCGGCGUCGAUGAGGCGCUCGAACGACCACCAUCCCUACAAAGCGGCCGAUCGUACGCGCCAACGUCGUCCGGGCCUUAACCGUCUCAAGCAAGACACCAUGAACUUGCACGGUCUCUUUCCACAAAUGGACAAUCUCAAUGCUGCUGUGUGUCACAUGUGCGGAGUGAUAGUGAAGUGUAGUGCAGCGUAUAGACAUCUUCUCGAUUCCCACACAGGCAACGAACCUCUCCUGCCCCCGCCGCCACCUGCCCCUACAGUCAGAAGUAGAAGUAGGCAUAAAAAAGAGCCUCCACCCCCACCACCACCUGUUCCUAUAGACGUACGUCAGAUAAAAAUGGAUACAUCCCCAGUACAUUCAGCCACACCUCCGUUAUCAAGAAUAGUAAUGCCACCCCCCGAGGCUCCACCAUAUAUGGAGGAACCAAACAAUCCUGCAGUCACAGGAGAAGUGCAAGUGUGCGUAGAAGGUGGAGAAUUACCUGUUGUCAGUAUACAGGAUACUGACGAUUUGCCAUUAGGAGAAAAUAUAACGGAUGAUAUUUUUGAAAUAAUGAACUCUGAAGGUAUACAGAGUGCGGACGAUAUCACAAAUUCAACAGACUGGAAGAAUAUAAUUAGAGAUAUAGGAAACAUGCAUGAUAUAAAUUUUCCACAGGCGUCUGACCCUAUCUCAUCACAAGAAAUGUACCCGCCAAUGCACACAGCUUCGUUACCUGCAUAUGCCCUAACGGAUGCAGAUUUGUCUAAUUUGCAUUUCCCUUCUAACACGUCGCCCAUGCUGACUUCGGUUGUUGAAACGAGUACGAUGCCAGUCCUGACCCCUCCCGUUCCCCCGCCGGCGCCUUCCCCUGCGAAGUCGACUCCCAGCACACCAUCAUCCAGAUCGGGCGGCCGGAAAACUAGCAAGACGAAAUUCAGCUUACGCGAGUACGAUCCGAACAAACACUGUGGAGUCCUAAUGGUUGAAACCCUUAAACCAUGUACGAGGUCACUAACGUGUAAAGCACACGCGCUUUCACUUCGGAGGACGGUGGAGGGGCGAGCGAAACCCUUCGACACGCUGUUGGCGGAGCACCGAGCGUCUCGGGAGGCGGGGGCGGCGGCCGCUGCGGCUCCUCCGCCCCCCGCGCCGCCCCCUGUCGCCGCCGCCCCGCUGAAUAUCCCACCGCUACUAGUCAACAACACUUCACACAUAGACCUGAGCGCCUUCAACGGCUUGACCGCGGAGCAACAAGUCAAUGAUAUUUACGCAAGUCUACUCGGCGUCGAGGAGGGCGAAGCGGUGCUGCCGGACACGUCCAGUUUCACGUCGCUACUGAGCCAGCAGUUGCCGGAGCCGUUUCUGUUGCCUGAAGCCGAGCUGCAAGAGGAAGUGCCCGUCCUGAACACGGUGCAGGCCGACGAACCACCGCCGGCCGUGGUGCCGACCGACGUCUGCUGGUACUCCUCGACUCCUCGACCGCUCGCGCUGUGCACGUUCAACGCGUCGCACGCCGGUGGCGCCAUCACCUUAGGCAAAAAAUUCGCCACCGUCCGGAGCAACAUCAAGUCGUCCCUGACGCGGUCGCAGUGCAAAACCGGCGCGGCGAACAAUUAUUAUUACGGGUCGAACUCUCUGUCUCUCUCUAAGACUGUGCACAUAAACGCUGGUAAAAGCACGAAGCCGGAGGUGCGUAAGUUAAUAGUGACGUGCGGGAGUGGGGGGGGGAAGGACAAGGUGCAACAGACCCUGAGCGAGUUGUUCGGCGGACACGCGCUGAACGGACACGUGGGGAAGCGAGCCCCGCUCAAGCACAAGCGUCCCGGCGCGGUGCUGGACCUCGGCUUCUCGCUCGACGCGGCUCUUCUCGCCGACGAGAAGUGCUGAGCGCUCAACGGUUGUGUACACUCCUCAUUCUUGUAUAAUUUAUUUUGUGUAAAAUCGACGAGGACCGCCCGCCGUCGAGUGCAUUCACGAAUUUCUCCUGAACGGAAUUAAUGUUACGAUAAUGUUAAAUCUCAUUAUUAUUAUUAUUAUUUUUUUGUUUAUCGAGAAAUGAUUCGAUGUUUGUAUUGUUUUGUAUGAUGAUAUCUAUAAGAUUUUUAAAAGUCGUUCCGCGAUGCGCAUCUCAGAAGUGUUAAGAAAUAGUAAUACUAAUAAUUCAGGAUGGUUGUAUUUUUUUUUUAAAUGACUUUACCUGCAUACUCCCUGGUACUGAAUUGAAUACCGAUAAAUGGCCUAGAAUUUAAAUGAUGGUUUAAUGUGAUGAUUUCCAUGUAUAAUAUAAAUACGAUUAAAAAUAAGUAUAGCCGUAAUAGUAAAAAUCGCCUCCUUUUGAAAAUAAAGGAAAAUACCUCAAUAACUA